Messenger RNA from Maniola jurtina (meadow brown), 1953 nucleotides. RefSeq lists its product as uncharacterized. The transcript is spliced from 12 exons. Bases 89 to 1888 code for a protein of 599 amino acids. The record is from RefSeq and is a predicted model, not a curated record. NCBI's taxonomy places the organism in Eukaryota, Metazoa, Arthropoda, Insecta, Lepidoptera, Nymphalidae. Gene Ontology annotation, molecular function: protein binding.
UAGUUUUUCGUAUAACUCUACAUUUAUAACUGCCAUUUAAACAUUAUAUUUACUCAAAUUAUUAAUUAUUAUUAUUGUGAACAUAAAUAUGCGAAAGAAAUUAUUACCUCCGGAAAGACCAAUAUGUAACGUAGUAGCAGUUUAUAGAGAAAGGGGAAAUUACUUGCAACGCUUGGAGCAAUUUGAGAAAGCAAUUCUAGCCUACAACGAAGCUCUUCGCUGGAAUAACUCCGACGUUGGUUCGUUACUCGGACGAAGUUUAGCUCGGGCCAAGUCUACUUAUUACACCGAUGCCUUGGCAGAUGCCGCAAAAGCCGCUGAACUGGAACCAGAGAAUUUGACGGCUAUGCAAAUAAGAGCACAAACGGAAUAUGAAAAGUGUUCUUUUGAACGUGCCUUAGUGCUGGCAUAUCGAGGCCAGCGCCACAGAGGAUUGCCGCCAAACUUCGCAGACUGUGCCAGAUGUGCUGAAGAAACGAUUCGAGAAUGCGUUGGAAAAAGUGCUGGGAAAGUAUUGUCUUCUGUGAUCAACACAUUCCCACGUAUCAGGCUGCGGGAAGAUUCAACAGAUGUUUCGCGAGUUCCUAAACGAAAAAUUCGAAUGCAAGUACAGUCAACUCAGCAAAUUCAAGAAAUAUCUCGAGUGGAAAAGCAAAAGGCCGAACAUACAUCCCGUCUAAUGGCCUCGAAGUAUUUGGAGCAAAUGGCUCAUGACAAAUAUUUCCUCAGAGCGUUAUGUAAGGACGAAAGACUUAGCUCCGCCAACAAACAGGGUUCCCAGGAAUUACAAGAACUAGCCCAUAAAGCACUGGCUGACAUCGAAAAGAGACAAGCGGUUCUCAGAGAACGUCGACCUCUUUAUGCUGCCCGAGCCUCAGAAUCCGAAGCAAGAGCCAGACUGUCAAGGGCGCAUAAACAGAGAGUGGGCAACGCCCAGCGACAGCACAUCACGGAUGCACGCCGUUUAGUUAACGCAGCUCAAGAGAUGUGUGAAAAACACGAUACCAUGAAGUGCUUGGAGGCAGCAGAGUUUGCCAUGGAACAGAUCUCGAGAAUACAAGCCAGCAUGCUGCCGGGGAAGGACAAGUUUCUGCAUCAAUUGUACGAAAUUGUCGCUCAAGCGUUCUUAGACCAGAAACGUGUUCGAGAAGAAAUGAGCGAGGCAGACCGUGAGAAAAGAGCGUUUAUUCUGCUGGGAAUACCAAUAUCGCGAGAACCCAGCCAUGAUUCAAUUUUACGAACGCGACCCCCAGCUCCGCCUCGUGAUGCCAAGCGCCGCCUCCGUACAUUGGAACGCAGCCUAACUGUGAGCGGACGUGCUCCGGAACGCUGCUACGUUCUGCACGAGCUGGCGCGCUUGCACGCUGACACCAAACAAGCACACCGAGCGAGAUUUUAUGCAGUCAAAUGCCAAUCUGAAGCGAAGUCAGCAAAUCUACAGGUGUGGUUGCUCAACGCUAGCUUUCUUCUGGCACGGUGUCACGUGCUGCAGAACAACCGUCCCGAGGCUCGUGCACAGCUCAUCGAGGGAGCUGCACUAGCACGCUCGUUUCAUUACCCGGAUGUCGCUGCAUUUUUUGAUACGUGCGUAGACAUAUCACUGGAGGGUGAGAUAGGACCGCGUGACUCGUUACUGGUGAAGCGUGAAAAGGCGAUGGUCAGUCUAAUGCAGGAUGAUGACCUGCGCCAAGCCGCCGUGCAUCUAUUCCGAAGAAUGUCCGUCUUACCAGCUUCUAGACGUUUUUCUAUAAUGCCUGGCGCACGUACAGAGGAUACUGCUGAAGCUUCAUCGAAUAGACGUGCUUCGAUCAUGCCACGAGUCCAGACUCCAGUGCGAGUUGCACACAAAAAACACCACCCCCUUGGAUUUCAAGACUUUGAUAUUUAAUUAUAGAUAUGAGAUGUGCACAAUAACGUGAGACCAGUCACCGUAAGUGUCUAAAGAAGAAUAAA